CGCGGACCUUCAAAUGCCAACCGGUCCCUCUGAUCGACUGCGUGCCUGUCAUCUUCCUCGUGCAUCCAUCUGGCCCCAGUCAUUCCUUAUCACACCCCUUGCUCAGUUGCUUUUUUUCCUUUUCCCCUCAUUCUUUUAACAAUCCUUUCCUUCUACCAUCCCCUAUGCCCACGUGGAUUAUCUAAAGCCAAGUGAGCCGCUCGAGGCCAUCAUGGCCGAACAAAACGCGCAGGAAUCCCCGGCCUGGUCCGAUUCGGAUGUGGCGCCCCCCGUUGUUGAGAAGAAACGCCGCUUGCCCCCGUUUCUGGACCAUUUCAAUGGCCGCGAUCUCAAGAUUUUCUUUCGAUGCUGGGUCGCCGCCUGGGUGGCUUGUCUGUUGAUCUUUAUCCAUCCCUCGCUGGAAAGCAUCGGCACAGCAACAUUUUUUGCCGCUCUCGUUUUGUUGAUGUUACCCCCGUCUGGGGUCGUCUUUAUUUACCUUCUGGGUGCGCUGUCUCUGUUUAUCGGUAUCUGUCUAGCUUGGGCAUGGGGCGUCAUCACCAUGAAGGCUGCCCAAGCGGCCAGACCGGCGGCCGAGACGCAGGCCAAAGUGGCUGCGCUGCAGCAGCUCGCCGUGUCGCAGGCGCAUAACUCGACGUACUCCCCGACCGAAAUCGCGCAGCGAUUGGUUUACGAUGGGUACAUGCUAGAUGCACGGGUCACCGCCGUCACGUUCUGUCUCAUCUGCACGUUUAUCUACUUCAUGGCGCGACUCCGAGCCAGUAAUCCCAAGGCCGCUUUGACAUCCAUCUUUGCAAUCAUCAUUUCCGACCUGUUCCUGAAUUAUACCCCCCUUCUGCCCUCGUUUGCGGGCACCCUGCCCCUCACGCUCGUCAAACCCGCCGCCAUUGGAGUCGGACUUGGCCUGGCAUGCUCGAUCCUCUUCUUCCCUCAGUCGACGUCGCACGUGGUCUUGGAUAACAUGGAAGAUAUCGUCCGACUUCUUCAACCGCCUCUAGCGAUCACGGCCAACACACUCGGCAAGGAGGAGCAACCGGACCCCGACCAACUGCGCGUGACACAAGCACAGAUUAUCCAAAAAUACCGAGGCAUGGUGCCUGCGUUGGCGUUCUUGCCCCUCGACUUUUCCGUUGGGUGCUGGGGGGCGGAGGAUGUCGCGUCGUUUCAGGGCCCGUUGCGAGACGCCCUGUUUGCGGUCUUGUCGCUUCUAGAUUUUAACAUUGCUCGCAUCGCUGGCCAGGCUCGUACGGAGGACCUUCUGCGGAGGUAUGUCGACGAGAGAGUUGCGGAUGGGCAGGAGAAGCCGGCACGCGAGGUGGGUGAGCACCAGCUCACCCAGCUUGCCGAGCUGCUGAAUGGAUUCCGCAGCCCGGACAGCCAACCGCUACGCAAAGAGGUCGUCCAGGAUUUGGCCCGGACCAGCGCAACGGCCAUCGAUGCUUGUACGGAAGGGCUGAGCGUUGUUCAAGAGUGUAUCCACCUCGUGAACUGUCGACGUUGGUUCCAGCAACCGAAAUCGGCUGAACGGGAGCAGCUGCAGCAACGCUGUGACAGUGCACUCGAGACCCUGCGCAAGGCGCGCUCGGCCUUCAUCAACGACAUGAGUGAGAUUUUAAUGGGCGAGCACGACCAACGGAUGGUGGACCAGGCCCAGCAAUCCCGGCCGCUCAUGUUCGUUCUGGUUUUCGAAGAGCACAUCUCCAACACCGUGGAGAAGACCGAGGCCCUGCUCGCACGGGUAUCGACGGUCUUUCAAGAAUCCACCAAGGUCCGCCUUUACUUGCCCACCCGACUUCGGUACGCCGCUUCCUGGGCGUCUUCUAAGGAGGUCAAAGCCCCGGGGACGCAGACGACUGAAGACGAUCCGGAUCGCGUCAGUCUCGACGACGUCGCCAAGUCCGCGCAGGAGAAAUUCCGUGCCACCCGAGGAUAUCGCACGAAGCAGCGCCAUCCGUUCAGUCGAGCUGUUCUCGGCAUCUACCACUGGUUCACCUGCGACGAGGGUCUGUACGCUCUGCGGAUGGUCGUGGUCACGAUCGCCCUGGGCAUUCCCGGCGUGAUCCCUCGCAGUGCGAGCUUUUACUACCGCGUGAAGGGACUUUGGGCGCUGAUCAUGGGGCAGACGGGUCUGGUCGUGUACAUGGCGGAUUUUACGUUCUCCAUGAUCGCGAGGAUCACCGGGACCGUGAUUGGGGGGGUCUUGGGGCUGUUGGCGUGGUAUAUCGGCUCCGCGAAUGGACCGGGCAACCCGUAUGGGUUGUCGGCCAUCACCGCCGUGGUGCUGGCGAUUCUCAUCUGGGUGCGACUGUAUCUGCCGCCGAGCUUGCUGCAGGGUGGCAUUAUCGGGGCGGCUACCUUUCUGCUGGUUAUCGCGUAUAGCUAUGAUGAUACGCAUAUUCCUCAGUAUGGUAACCCGGGAGUUGGCUACAGCGUCUUUUGGAGACGGCUGGUGCUGGUGCUGGUGGGCGUUACCGCGGCCGCCAUCCUGCAGCUUCUACCCCGUCCUCCUUCGGCCUCUCGACAUGUCUGCAAGACGCUUUCCCGCACCGUGCGAACGCUGUCGACUCACUACGCGCUUCUUCUCUCGGUCUGGGGGCAAGGGUCCAACGAGGGCAGAGCGCUCGCGGAACCCUUGUCCCUGCAGGUGGCCGAAUCUUUGGUCACGCUCGAGGGACCGAUCCAGUUGCUCAAGUUCGAGUUUUCGAGCUCCCGCUUCGAUAGUGAAUCGCUGGGCAAGGUGAAUACCCUCUGCCGCAGCCUGAAUCGACAGCUCGCCCGACUCCUGCUGCUGUCGUCGUCCCUUUCGCAGGAGUUCCAGGAACAGGUGGCGCGACAGACGGGGCUCCUGGACCACCGGCUAGUGGGGCAGGUUAUGGCGGUGAUGGGAAUCUGCGAGCAGGCGUUGAAGACGGGGGAUGCCCUGCCCGAAAUCCUCCCCACGCCGUUGUUCAAGCAGGCGGUGGACCAGUGGUCCCGGGGCCGACGGGGGGAGCUGAUCUCGGGGGAGAUGAUGCGGGAUGAGGGGUAUCGGAAGUUUUGCGUGGCGGCGAGUGCGUACUUUGGGUUUCUGCUGACGGUGGAUGAGCUGGUGCUGGUGGUGAAGGGGGUGUUGGGUGAGGCGCAUCUGGUGGGACGAGAGGGGAAUUGGCUGUUGGGAGAUGUUGAGCGUGAUUGACACAUAAGAGUAUAGUAGUGAGCGUCUUCACCGUGCAGUUCACACUUAACCGCACGUAUCUAAUCAGUCUGGUGAUCCAGAAUAAACAAAUCCUUCAUCUGUCAC
Molecule: messenger RNA, 3280 nt
Organism: Aspergillus ibericus CBS 121593
Lineage: Eukaryota; Fungi; Ascomycota; Eurotiomycetes; Eurotiales; Aspergillaceae
Exons: 4
Coding region: 212-3175 (987 amino acids)
Source: RefSeq, a predicted model, not a curated record